AAACUCGAGAACUUUGGUAGUCGUAAUAGCCAACGCAGAUCGGAGUCGGAGGUACCUCCAUCGGCGAUCCCUAAUUUUGAUUUCAAAAUUCCGGCAAUGUCAUCAUCGUCUUCUCAUCCCGCCGAGGGUGACGAUGUUUAUAUAAGACAGAGUAAAGGAGCUCCGUUCAAGUUCUUGGUUCCGCUGAUUUAUGCUCCUGUUCUUCCUCUCAUUCGAAUUGCAUUGAAGCACAAACCGGUUUUGAGGGAUCGUUUGUUCAUAGGAGUUUUGGUUGGGGCAUUUGCUCAUGGAUCUUACUUGGUAUCAGAUCUUUACGACAGCGAGAGCAAAUGAACCAGCAGAGCAUUCUGCAUGCAGCUUUGUGUGUGUUGAUCAAAUGUAGCAUGGUGCUAUGGUAAUAGCCUAAAAGGAAGCUUCAAAUUUAUCAUUAAAUUUUGUUGGACUUGAUUGGUAGUUAGUUUGGAACAAAAUAAGAAUCCGGGAACUCGAUAGUACCAAACUUUAAGGAUGAGAAUUCAAUAUUUUUGGUGGUGAUGUAUUGUUACCAAGGUGGUCUGAGCUUUUUCUUGUUUUUGUUUUGACUUUCACUUGACUGCUAUAAGCAUUCUUUGCUUUCUACU
Cynara cardunculus var. scolymus (artichoke) is the source of this 620-nucleotide messenger RNA. RefSeq lists its product as uncharacterized. Bases 97 to 333 code for a protein of 78 amino acids. The transcript is spliced from 4 exons. Gene Ontology annotation, cellular component: chloroplast. Lineage: Eukaryota; Viridiplantae; Streptophyta; Magnoliopsida; Asterales; Asteraceae. The record is from RefSeq and is a predicted model, not a curated record.